Molecule: messenger RNA, 906 nt
Organism: Penicillium argentinense
Lineage: Eukaryota; Fungi; Ascomycota; Eurotiomycetes; Eurotiales; Aspergillaceae
Product: mitochondrial 37S ribosomal protein uS15m
Exons: 2
Coding region: 1-906 (301 amino acids)
Biological process (GO): translation
Cellular component (GO): ribosome
Molecular function (GO): structural constituent of ribosome
Source: RefSeq, a predicted model, not a curated record
AUGCCUCCGCGUUUUCCAUUCCAGCCUUCACUGAAGGCAUUCGCUGGCUCGCUAUCUGGCCAAAGCCAUCUGGCCGCUCUGUCAAAUGCCUCCAAAUCUACCGUGAGGGCCGCGUCCACGAAGUCGAACCCGCAGAAAAAAACCGAUUUCUUCCGAAUCUCGCAGGCGCGUCAACGCAAGGCAGCCAACAUCUCGCGACAAAAAGUUCUCCAGGCGGAACGGGAAGCCUCGAUCGGUGACCCGGUUGAAAGCAAGCCGACACCUUUCAUCCAAGAGAUUCAAUCUAUUCAGAAUGGCUCCAAGCCUCCGUCAAGCUCUGACCUCAACUAUUAUUUGAAAUCCGAUGGACUCAGCGGGGCCUUGCAAUUCUCCAAGGACUUGACCGAGCCGCUUCAGAACCCGGAUCGCGACACCGCAGACCCUCACGUCGAGAGAGAAGUAGCUGAGCUGCAUCGGCAGCAGCAUCAGAACGCGGAAGAGGCCAUUCAGCGCAUUGUGAACCUCAGUAAUGGCAACACAAAAGAUCGCCUUCGACUGAUCGUCCAAAGAUGCAUUGAACAGUUCGGUCGACACAGCACGGAUGCAGUUCUACCACCUAAGCCGGCUAGUGUGCAACAUGAGUCGGCAACGAGUCACCUCGAGAAGGUGCCUCGUGUCGGACCUGACACCGGUUCCCCUGAAGUCCAGGCGGCCAUCUUGACUGUCAAAAUUAUGAAUCUUUCUCGGCACUUGCAAUCCUCCAAUAAGGAUAAGCACAACAAGCGCAACCUCCAGAUUCUUGUUCACAAACGACAGAAGCUGCUCCAAUACAUUCGCAGGAAAGAGCGUGGCGGACCUAGAUGGCAAAACUUGAUGGAGACGUUGGGUCUCUCCGAGGCCGCAUGGAAAGGAGAGAUCUGCCUGUAA